AUGAUAACCCUAAUUGACACUGCGGACACAACACAUUCUGCCAAACCAAGAAUACUAGUACCUUAUAAGAAGUUAUGGGAAGUGGCCAGUCAUCUUCCUGAAUACCAAAAACUGUCUGAAAAAGUGGAAUUCUACAAGUAUAAAAUGUCUACAAAUGACGACUUUAUUGAGUUUUUGAAAACCCACAGAAUAAACGCCUUUUGGAUAACUGAGGAAUUUUUCAGUGUGUUGGGGAACCCUUCCAACUACAUUGAAUUCUUCCCAUCUUCUUUGAAGGCCAUCCUGGUACCUUGGGUCGGGUGCGAUUUUAUUAAUAGUAAACUGUUGAGAUCGAAAGGUAUCACUUUAUGCAACAUCGGACCACACGCUGCUGACAACGUCACGGAAUUAGCCAUUUUCCUGACCAUAAGUUGCUUCAGGAUGACUUCAUUUUGGGAAUACUGCUUCAAGUAUAUUGAAAAUGGUAGCGUUGAACAGUGUAAGAAAUACAUUUCAAGCGGCUCGUAUGAAACCAUUACAGACAAAUACCAUAAUCAGGGAAUAAAAUUCCCCCAAAGAACUGACCGUGUUCAAAAUGACGGAAAGGUAGUGGAUUUGGCAAGAAAUUACAAUGUUGGUGGAAAGAUUGUGGAUUCACCAAUGAACAAGACAACUUUGAUCCUAGGCUUUGGCUCUAUUGGUCAAACCAUAGGGGCUCAUUUGCAAAGAACCUUUAAUAUGAACAUCGAGUAUUAUAAAAGAUCCGGACCCGUCCAGAAAGAUCUACUUCUUUACGAUGCCAUGUACCACUCUGAUCUCGAUGAUCCAGACACUUGGAAAAAUGCUGACCUGAUUGUUUUGUCCCUACCAGGAACACCAUCCACAAAUGAUAUAAUCAACCGUAAAACUUUGGCGAUGUGUAAAGAUGGUGUCAGGAUAGUCAACGUCGGAAGGGGCACAUGCAUAGAUGAAGAUUCCCUCUUAGACGCUCUUGAAUCUGGUAAAGUGACAAGUUGUGGGCUGGACGUCUUCAAAAAUGAGGAAACCGGCGUCAAGCAGGAAUUACUACGUAGAUGGGAUGUCACGGCACUACCACAUAUCGGUAGCACGGUAGCCGACAUGAUCUUGAAACAAACGCUUAUUACGUUGGAGAAUGUCCAUGACAUAUUUGUCAACGGGGGCGAGGGUAAAUACGUGCUUAACUAA
Saccharomyces eubayanus is the source of this 1185-nucleotide messenger RNA. Its product is annotated as glyoxylate reductase. The record is from RefSeq and is a predicted model, not a curated record. Lineage: Eukaryota; Fungi; Ascomycota; Saccharomycetes; Saccharomycetales; Saccharomycetaceae. Gene Ontology annotation, cellular component: cytosol. The transcript has a single exon. Gene Ontology annotation, molecular function: glyoxylate reductase (NADPH) activity; hydroxypyruvate reductase [NAD(P)H] activity; NAD binding. The coding region runs from base 1 to 1185 and encodes 394 amino acids.